CUGCGCGAGCUGAUGGACAGCGGCGCAGACCCCGCCCGCGAGGAGCGGCUGCUCCGGGCCUGGUUCUCGCUGGUGCAGCAGCGGAAUUUGCUGGUGCGGCGACAGGACCAGCUGCAGCUGCUGGCGCAGGAGCGCGACCUGGAGCGGCGCUUUGAGCUGCUGAGCCGGGAGCUGCGGGGGCUGCUGGGGACAGAGGAGUGGCAGAAGCCGCCGGCGGCGCAGCGCGAACGCGAGCAGCUCUUACUGGAGGAACUGGUGGCGCUGGUGAACCGGCGGGACCGGCUGGUGCGGGACCGGCACCGCCGCGAGAGCAGGGCGCUGGAGGAGGAUGAGGAGCUGCGGAGGAGCCUCGAGCCCCGGCGGCGCCGCUUCGGCCGCAGGGAAACGUGCGGGAUCUGCUGAGGGACCCCCCCCCCGGGACCCCCAAAAUCCCCGGGACCCCCAAAAUCCCCGGGA
Molecule: messenger RNA, 456 nt
Organism: Camarhynchus parvulus
Lineage: Eukaryota; Metazoa; Chordata; Aves; Passeriformes; Thraupidae
Product: EH domain-binding protein 1-like protein 1
Exons: 5
Coding region: 13-402 (129 amino acids)
Source: RefSeq, a predicted model, not a curated record